GCGCCUCGCUCCCCGGUAAGCCCGGGCCGGACCUGCCCCGCGCCGCCAUGGAGCGCAUCGAGGGGGUGGCCGUGGGCCGCUGCGCCAGCUCUUCCUACAUGCGGCCGCUCACGCUGCACUACCGCCAGAAUGGUGUCCAGAAGUCGUGGGACUUCAUGAAGACCCAUGACAGCGUGACCAUUCUCCUGUUCAACUCUUCUCAGAGGAGCCUGGUGUUGGUGAAGCAGUUCCGGCCAGCUGUGUAUGCAGGUGAGGUGGAGCGCCGCUUCCCAGGGUCGCUGGCCCAUGUGGACCAGGACCAGCCCCGAGAACUGCAGCCCACGCUGCCUGGCUCAGCGGGGGUGACAGUUGAGCUGUGUGCUGGCCUUGUGGAUCAGCCCGGGCUCUCGCUGGAGGAGGUGGCGUGCAAGGAGGCUUGGGAGGAGUGUGGCUACCGCUUGGCGCCCUCUGAUCUGCACCAGGUCGCAACGUACAGGUCUGGAGUAGGACUGACCGGCUCUAGCCAGACCAUGUUCUAUGCAGAGGUGACAGAUGCCCAGCGAGGUGGGCCAGGAGGGGGCCUGGUGGAAGAGGGUGAGCUCAUUGAGGUCGUGCACCUGCCUCUGGACAGUGCCCAGGCCUUCGUGGACAACGUGGACAUCCCCAAGACCCUUGGCGUCAUCUUUGGCAUCUCCUGGUUCCUCAGCCAGGUGGCUCCCCGCCUCAAUCUCCAGUGAGACUCUGGGAUGGGGACUCAACUCAGAAGCAGAGUCCUGGCCACUCCCCCUCCUCUCUGCAGACCCAAUAAACCUUGUGCAGUUCUAA
Marmota flaviventris (yellow-bellied marmot) is the source of this 804-nucleotide messenger RNA. It is a transcript of the gene Nudt14, whose product is annotated as nudix hydrolase 14. The record is from RefSeq and is a predicted model, not a curated record. Gene Ontology annotation, biological process: nucleoside phosphate metabolic process; ribose phosphate metabolic process. Gene Ontology annotation, molecular function: metal ion binding; UDP-sugar diphosphatase activity. NCBI's taxonomy places the organism in Eukaryota, Metazoa, Chordata, Mammalia, Rodentia, Sciuridae.